Messenger RNA from Dipodomys ordii (Ord's kangaroo rat), 2929 nucleotides. It is a transcript of the gene Myrfl, whose product is annotated as myelin regulatory factor-like. The coding region runs from base 1 to 2766 and encodes 921 amino acids. Gene Ontology annotation, biological process: positive regulation of DNA-templated transcription; protein autoprocessing. The transcript has 26 exons. Lineage: Eukaryota; Metazoa; Chordata; Mammalia; Rodentia; Heteromyidae. Gene Ontology annotation, cellular component: endoplasmic reticulum membrane; nucleus. The record is from RefSeq and is a predicted model, not a curated record. Gene Ontology annotation, molecular function: sequence-specific DNA binding; DNA-binding transcription factor activity.
AUGAAGCAACCAGGAUUUAGCAAGUGUAAAAAGUAUGUAGAAGUUAGAUUUCUUAUUGUAGCUGAUCUUCAAUUUUCUUUUGCAGCUCAGGGAGCUAAUGACACUCUGGAGAACACAGCUCUGGAUACCAGUCUGCUGGAAGAGUUCUUAGGCAAUGACUUUGAUUUGGGAGCCUUGCAACGCAAGCUCCCAGACACUCCACCCUAUUCUUCAUCAGACCCAUGCUCUCCUCCCCGGGCCAAAGGUGCAUGCUGCCAGACCCUGAAGCCGAUUGCUGGGAAGUCUCCAGCUGCCUUUCUCCACUCCAAGGCCGUGCCGGGGCCACUGCCAGCCCAUCCACUGCAGAGCAUGUCUUUAAUGAGCAACUCUGGCCAAACCCACAGCAGCUUUCACGACUGCUACCCAGACACCAGUCAUCCUCUGCACCAAACUGUGCCUUCCCAUCUGGGGAUAAGUUGUUCUUUCCACCCGCAGCCUCUGUGUCACAUUCCUGGAGCCUCAUUGCCUCCAUCAAAGAAGAGGAAGCACACGCAGACCCUGGAGGAAUCUGAGGACUGCCAAGUGUGGGCCCACCACUCUAGAUCAAUGACAAGUAGGAACCACAGUAGUGAUGUACAGACCCAUGACAGCGAGGGACAGAACGGGGUGCGCGUGGACCAGUGCUUUCCUGCUCUGAAGUGGUGGCCAUACCAAAGUGUUCCUUGGCAUAGCUUAUUUGACAGUCGUUAUGAAAAACUAUCUGAUGUGGGCUUUCGAGUAGUCACAGACAAAGGAUUUAAUUUCUCUCCAGCCGAUGAAGCUUUUGUUUGCCAAAAGAAGAAUCAUUUUCAGAUAACUAUCCACAUUCAAGUUUGGGGAAGUCCCAAAUUUGUUAAAACCCAAAUGGGCCUAAAGCCAAUAGAAAUGUUUUACUUGAAAGCUUUUGGAAUUAAGGCAGAAGCCACCAAUCAAAUAGUUGCAAUUGAACAGUCCCAAGCAGAUAGAAGCAAAAAGAUCUUUAAUCCUGUUAAAAUUGACCUAGUGGCUGACCAAGUCAACAAAGUAACGCUGGGCCGGUUACACUUCAGCGAAACCACAGCAAACAACAUGAGAAAGAAAGGGAAACCAAAUCCUGACCAAAGAUACUUCAUGCUGGUGAUUGGACUGUAUGCUGCUAACCAAGACCAGUUCUAUCUGUUGUCUGCCCACAUCUCUGAAAGGAUCAUUGUAAGGGCCUCUAACCCAGGGCAGUUUGAAAAUGACAGUGAUGCAUUAUGGCAGCGAGGACAAGUUCCAGAAUCUGUUGUCUGUCAUGGUCGAGUAGGGAUAAACACAGAUGCACCGGAUGAAGCAUUGGUUGUCUGUGGCAACAUGAAAGUGAUGGGGACAAUCAUGCAUCCCUCUGACAGCCGGGUGAAGCAGAAUAUCCAGGAGGUUGACACAAAUGAACAAUUGAGAAGAAUAGCCCAGAUGAGGAUUGUUGAAUAUGAUUACAAACCUGAAUUUGCAUCUGCAGUGGGAAUAAACACUGCCCAUCAAACAGGAAUGAUUGCCCAGGAAGUACAAGAAAUCCUACCCAGAGCCGUAAGAGAGAUGGGUGAAGUCACCUGUGAAAAUGGAGAGAAGGUGGAGAACUUCCUCAUGGUUGAUAAGGACCAGAUCUUCAUGGAAAAUGUAGGGGCAGUAAAGCAGCUCUGUAAACUAACCAACAACCUUGAAGAAAGAAUAGAAGAGUUAGAAAUAUGGAACAGGAAGUUGGCCAGGCUAAAGAGCCUCAGUAGCUGGAAGUCCUCAGCUAGUGGAGCAAGUUCAAUCAGCAAAUUUAGCAGAGCUGUUAGCACAUCUUCUCCAAGAAGGGCCAUUUCCAAAAAAAACAACAAGGUUUAUUUUUCAGGAAAAAGACUGCUGUGUCCUAACUGGGUUUUCCAGACCUUGGUCAUAAGUUUAAUUGCUGUGAUGACAUUUUGUGCCUUGACAAUAGUCUCCCUUUACAUACUUAGCUUAAAAGAUCAAGACCAACAAGCCCCAAGUCUCCCGCUAAGUAACAUCACAGGCUCUCAGGAGACCACCCUGUCACCCACCACCACCCCCUCAGCACCUCUCUCAUCCUUGACUACCACACAGACCUCACUACAAGUGCCUGAAAUCACUUUCUGUGAGAUCCUGCCCUGUCAGGAGACUUACUGCUGCCCCAUCUGGGGCAUGACAAGAGGCUUUCUGACGACCAGGCAAAGACAACCUGAGGAGGAGAAGGACGCUCACCCGAAGCAAUGGUCAGGAAACAAAAGCAAAGCCGUCCUGACAAGAGAUAUACUCAUCAGCCCUGACUGGAAGAGUGACUGGAUUGAUACAACCAUCAGUUCUAUUCAGAUUAUGGAAAUCCAGCAAAUAAUAGACCGUCGGUAUUGCAGUAGAAUGCUUCAGUGUGGGCCUGGAUAUUAUAAUUAUAACAUUCCAGUUAAUAAGAACACACCCACCAAUGUCAAACUCUCUCUGGAAAUCAACACCACAGAGCCAUUGAUAGUCUUCCAGUGCAAAUUCACCCUUGGGAAUAUAUGUUUCCAUAGUAAAAGGGAAACAGAGAGGGUCCACAGCCAUGGGGAAGUCUCCCAGGAGAUGACCCAGGGAUACCAGCACAUUUGGAGCCUCCCUGUAGCCCCGUUCUCUGAUAGCGCGUACCAUUUCCGUGUAGCAGCACCAGACUUAGCGGACUGCUCAACAGAUCCUUUCUUUGCUGGAAUAUUCUUCACAGAUUACUUCUUUUAUUUCUAUCGUCACUGUGCCUAAUUUAUUCAAGUUUGUGGAGUUUACCAGAGGAAAAACUGUCCAGAUAUUCAGUUAACAGACAAUAAUAUCCUCUUUCAACUUUGUCUUUCCUGUAAAAAACAUUAAAGCUUAUUGCUGAAGGUUUCCCCCCCACCCCCAAGGUUUGGCUUCUAACCAUUCUAGA